ACGACAGUGGCCUCCACCAGUCGUCACCGGGAGGGCCGACGAGUCACUCCACCCGGUAAAAACUACACACUUUGAACUUUGUUGUUUUCUCACUGAGACGCGACGGAAAAUGAGGUUAAACGAGUACUACGACGUGGCCCUUGACCUGGUCAAACAGGCCGGAGCCAUUAUUCGAGAGAAAAUCAACAGGCCAAAGGAUGUGUCAUUGAAGUCCUGUGAUGUUGACCUUGUCACUGAGUCUGACAAGGAGGUGGAGAAGCUGUUCAUGGGGGGAAUCUCCUCGAGAUAUCCAGACCACAGAUUCAUUGGCGAAGAGACCACAGCCUCGGGUGCCAAGGCCCAGUUAACGGAUGCUCCGACCUGGGUCAUCGAUCCAAUAGAUGGUACUAUGAAUUUUGUCCACGGUCUUCCACAUACUUGUAUAUCAGUCGCACUCCUCGUUGACAAAGUCACGGAGAUGGGAUUUGUCUAUAAUCCAGUUAUCGAGCAACUCUUCACUGCCAGGAGGGGACAGGGGGCUUUUUUGAAUGGAAAGCCAAUUAAAGUGUCUGGGGAGAGAGAAUUGGGAAAGACUCUUCUCAUGGCGGAAAUGGGGACCAGCAGAAAUGCCGAAAAAAUGAAAGCGGUUAUGGAAAAUUUGCAAAUUCUAGUGCCAAAAGUUCAUGGAAUUAGAACUCUCGGUUCAGCAGCUCUGAAUAUGUGCAUGGUAGCAAUGGGAGGUGCUGACGCGAAUUUCGAGUUUGGCGUUCACGUCUGGGACUUCGCAGCCGGGGAUUUAAUUGUCCGCGAGGCUGGUGGGGUAGUGAUAGACCCCGCAGAUGGGCCUCUCGAUCUCAUGAGCGGUAGAGUCCUCUGCGCCUCUUCCAUGGAAGUUGCCAAAGAAAUAGCAAAGCUACUCGUGCAGUAUUAUCCCGAGAGAGAUUAAACAUUUCACAUGAAACAUAUGUGAAGAUAGUCCGGGAAAUUUGUAAACUGUUGUGAACUCGAAGCAUUUAUCAGUCAUCUCUUGAAAUCCAAAGAUACUUAUUUUCAUUCGAUGUACUUAAUGAAUUAGAAAUACACAUUCUACUCAAUAAA
This is a messenger RNA of Diachasmimorpha longicaudata, 1077 nucleotides long. RefSeq names its product inositol monophosphatase 1-like. NCBI's taxonomy places the organism in Eukaryota, Metazoa, Arthropoda, Insecta, Hymenoptera, Braconidae. Gene Ontology annotation, molecular function: inositol monophosphate 1-phosphatase activity. Bases 110 to 925 code for a protein of 271 amino acids. The record is from RefSeq and is a predicted model, not a curated record. Gene Ontology annotation, biological process: phosphatidylinositol phosphate biosynthetic process; inositol metabolic process; signal transduction. The transcript has 5 exons.